Messenger RNA from Leptidea sinapis, 2899 nucleotides. RefSeq names its product cytochrome b5 reductase 4. Gene Ontology annotation, molecular function: oxidoreductase activity; heme binding. Gene Ontology annotation, biological process: superoxide metabolic process; generation of precursor metabolites and energy. The transcript is spliced from 10 exons. The coding region runs from base 87 to 2144 and encodes 685 amino acids. Lineage: Eukaryota; Metazoa; Arthropoda; Insecta; Lepidoptera; Pieridae. The record is from RefSeq and is a predicted model, not a curated record. Gene Ontology annotation, cellular component: endoplasmic reticulum.
UUGCUGUUAGAAAACCUAUAAAAACAAGCCAGGAAUAUUAUUAGUUUAGUGUGCGUGACAAGCUGCGUCUUACACUCGCGAUUUGUAUGACACUUUGUGUUAGUGUGCGUGAAUUGCUUAAAAUAGAGAUAAUGGCGGAUACCAAUGGAGAGGAAGACAAACAGCGAUCGUACAGCUCCAUGAACAAUUUACAAACGCCUUUACCAACAGUGUUUUGCACUGAUGCAUCUGUCACCAGUGUGCCUUCAUCCCAAGUACUGAACAGCUCUGAGUCGAAGCUGUCAUUACCAUCCGCAUUGGGUACUCCCACGUCACCGUUGAAGCUUAACUCCCCCUUAUCGCUUCCCACGUCACCCACCCCUUUUGUAAAACUUCAAACGGGUUCUAAUAAAUCAUUCGAGGGGUCGGCGGAUACAUCAAAAGUAGAGCAGAUGAAUAGCACAAUGAAAUCUCCUCGAAAUUCUGGAUCGGCGACGGGAAAUCCCCGAAACAAAUGUGCUCUUCAGCCUGGUCACAGCCUGAUGGAUUGGAUUCGCCUGGGCAACUCGGGAAAAGACCUCACCGGUGUGGGGGGACGGAUACGGUCUGUCUCACCUACAGAACUAUCGCUCCAUAAUACUCAAAAUAACGCGUGGCUAGCGAUUCGUGGCCGUGUGUAUAACAUAACACACUAUUUGCCAUUUCAUCCAGGAGGUUCUGAAGAGCUAAUGCGUGGCGCCGGAAUGGAUGCCACAGAACUGUUUGAUAAAGUCCAUCCCUGGGUCAACUACGAUUCUCUCUUAGCAAAAUGUUUGGUCGGUCCGCUGAGUUUCGACAGGCCAGAUGCCGACGAAUUAUUUAACACAUCGUCGCCGAAAGCAGACCGUCUCAGGGAGCCGUCUAAAGCGCAGGAACUUGUAAGAAAAUCGAUGGAGAAUUUGGCCAAUUGCAUAACGCCUGUACGGAAGAAAAUAACUGCUAAAAGUGAAGAAAAUGUGAAAGGCAGUCCACCGAGUAAAAUAAUGCAGAGUUUGAUACAGUCGAGUGACCUCCCUGUCUCAAUCAGUCGGAGAGCGGCCGCGAACCUGGCCAGGAAGACCACGGCUAAGGAUACACCUCCGCCAGUUCGGUACGACUGGAUACAGACGUCUCAUAAACUGAUACUGUCAAUAUAUACAGGGCAGUUGGUGAACCCUGGCGGGAGCGCCCGAUUAGUGGGUGGGUCCCUUCUGAUAGAGAUUGUGACGGAUGGUUGGUUGAGGACAUUUCAAUUAAAUCCAGAGGGUUCACUAAGGGAACCAUUACAAUUAAAAGUUUUUGCAGAAAGUGGUAAGGUUGAAGUUGUAGCAAUAAAAGUUGAGAGUAAGGUAUGGAAGGAAUGUGGUGUGAUGACUCUUGGAGACCCCGUCCCGACAUCUGCUCCGAGGAGAGUAGAGUGCCGCGUACUGGAUGUUGCUCAACUGUCUCAUGACACAAGCCUGCUGGUGUUGGCUGCAGUCACGGGACCCGUCAUAGUUCCCCUGGGACACCACAUAAGGGUUCAUCAUCAACAAAAUUCGGAGUGCGUCCGAUCCUACACCCCUCUGGGAGACGGCUGGGACAGGAGCCGUAUUGAUCUCACUACACUGAAACUAGCAGUGAAACGAUAUGACUCGGGACUUCUCUCGCCGUAUUUGACGUCGCUAAAGAUUGGAGACCUCGUGACGUUGUCGGGGCCUUACGGAACUUUUCAACUACACAAGCUGAAAUCUGUGAAGACGGUGUAUUUCAUCGCAGCAGGGACCGGCAUCACACCCAUGUUGGGACUGAUGAGGUUCAUGUUGUCUAGGUCCAACCCCAGAUGUGAGUCUUUGAACCUGCUAUUUUUCAAUAAGACUGAGGAUGACAUUCUCUUUAAGGAGCAUUUUGAAGGCGUGGCUCAACAAGAUGACAGGUUAAAAGUGUUCCACAUACUUUCCAACCCGAGCUCGCCGUGGCAGGGUAUGAAGGGCCGAAUCUGUAUGGAUACUUUGUGUCAAAUUAUUGAUCAGGACUCGAUACAUUCCUCUGAAGACGGUAGUCAUUUUGCUUGUCUCUGUGGACCUACGGAAUUCACAUACACUGGCCUAGACUUGUUGAACAAAAUAGGAUUCAAAGAAAGUUUUAUGCACGCUUUUAUAGGUUAACAAAUGCAGUUUUCAUGUAAUUAAAGAUUUUAUAUUUGCUAAUUUAUCACAAAUGUAAGUAAUGUAUGUGCCUAUUUUAAGUAAUUUAAUUUUACUUUAAUUCUAAUGAUUAGAUCAAAUAAUGACGGUAAGGCUAUAAAAAGAUUUGGGCUAAAAUAGUAUUUUGGGAAAGUUUCAUAGAAUAAAAGACAUCAUAUAUCUACACGUAUUAUAUUUAUUAUAUAAUUCUAAAUAUUGUAGUGAUAUUUUGGUGAGCUUUGGCAUGAUGCGUUCCAGUAAUAUCUAUUUUUAAAUAAUAGUGAGUUGUUCAGAUCUCUAGAGAAUAUUAUUGUAAGGUAUAGUGCCCUUGGCUGUAAAAUCACGUCCUUUGAGUGAGACUUAGAAGUAAUAUAAUAUGUGGGUAGUUGUAAGAAUGUAGAGUAUUUGUAUAACUGUAUAUAAAAUUUUAUCUUCUUACAUAUGCUUCAGUACUUACUACAUUAUUUAUAUUGUAUAGUAUCUUAACUUAAAGAGUAACUUCAAAUAAUAUAAAGAGUUACCAUGCCUAGUAAAUUAUAAGUAUAAAUUUGUAUAAGUAAUUCCAUCCAAUUAUGUCCUUUAAUAAAUUAUAUGUUAAGUAAUAUUUAUGACAAAAGGCACAAGUUUUGAAAACGAUUGGAUUUUGUUCUAUUCUUUAGUUUCAUUUAGAAAUGGUAUGUAUGGGAGGUGAGGUGGCGUAUACUUACAUAAACAUUGAAUAAAAAAUUGAAACUAAA